AUGGGCGGUUCCGCUGUCACCAGAUGCCUUGUAACGCUGGGCUUAAUGCUCAGCGUCACAGCCAAUACCCCUGCCAAACCGCCAAAUAUCGUGUUCGUCAUCACCGAUGAUCAGGACUCGCAUAUGAACUCGUUGGAGCACAUGCCAAAUUUGCAAAGGUACCUCGUGAAGGAAGGGACAUCGUUUAGCAAUCAUUUCUGCACCCUUGCGCUCUGCUGCCCAUCCCGGGUCAACCUGUUGACUGGAAAGGCGGCGCAUAACACGAAUGUUACGGAUGUCACUCCACCAUUUGGUGGUUAUCCCAAGUUCGUCGCCAACGGCUUCAAUGACAACUAUCUCCCCUUGUGGUUGCAGGAAGCCGGGUACAAUACCUACUACGUCGGCAAGUUCAUGAACGGCUUGAGCACUAAUAAUUACAACCCCGGGCCGAAAGGCUGGACUGGCUCCGAUUUCUUAUUGGGCAUGACAACAUAUGACUACUGGGGUGCGGUAAUGAGCCGUAACCGUGGGGCACCAGUGGACUACACUGGUCAAUACUCCGGCGAUGUUGUCGCCGACAAGGUCUUGGGAUUUAUGGAUGAUGCAAUCCAAGACGAUAAACCAUUUUUUGUGGCUGCCGCCCCUGUUGCUCCUCAUGGCCAAGUUAAGCCUAGGCCAUUGUGGUUUGAUAAGCCUGAGUACCCGGAACGACAUGCCCAUCUCUUCAAGGACUACAAGAUCCCAAGAACGCCAAAUUUCAACCCGGAUACUCCUAGUGGAGCAGGAUGGGUUGCAGCCAUGCCUCGCCUGAACCAAACACAUAUUGAUUAUCAUGACGAGUACCAGCGAUGCCGGCUUCGAGCUUUGCAGUCUGUUGACGAAAUGGUUGGCCAGAUGGUCGAAAAGCUUGAAGAGAAUGGCCUUUUGGACAAUACCUAUUUCAUGUAUACCACUGACAAUGGAUUCCAUAUCAGCCAAUAUCGUCUUCCCCCAGGCAAGACCUGCGGUUUCGACACCGACAUUCGUAUUCCAAUGAUUGUUCGGGGCCCUGGUGUCCCCAAGGACCAGGUCAGCGAGGCCGUUUCUUCCCAUACCGAUUUAGCAGCUACGAUUAUGACUAUCGCUGGUCAGCCACGCGCGGGAUUGGACGGUGCCCCCAUGGCAUUCCUCCAAGAAAACCCGCGGAAGUCCGAGCACGUCGCGAUUGAGUUCUGGGGUGUAGGACGUACGGAAGGACCUUUUGACCCCUUUUAUCAAAAUGCUUUCAAACUUGAGGAUGGAAACUAUAAAAACAACACAUAUAAGAGCGUCCGUCUGAUUGGGGACGGAUACAAUCUUUAUUACUCUGUUUGGUGCUCGCACGAGCAAGAGUAUUAUGACGUUUCGACUGACCCUUCUCAAAUUCAAAACCUCGCAACUGAUCCGAUCCUUGCAAGCCAACAUAAGAUCCGCGGCCGUCCUUAUGACCAGAUUGUGAACAGACUCAACGCUCUCAUGAUGGUUGUUAAAUCUUGCAGUGGGAAUGAAUGCGUCGAGCCAUGGAAGAGUCUUCACCCAUCGGGUGGUGUUCGUAACCUGAAGGAUGCUCUUAAUAAGACGUAUGACGAUUUCUACGCACAGCACCCCAAGGUCAGCUUCGACUCUUGCGAAAUGUGGUACAUCCCAGAGAAGGAAGGCCCACAGGAAUAUAAUGUUUACCAGGCCAGCCAUCCUCAUCGCAGGCGAGACGUUGAGUACGGAGGCCAUUGGAGCUACUGGGUCUAG
Molecule: messenger RNA, 1743 nt
Organism: Uncinocarpus reesii 1704
Lineage: Eukaryota; Fungi; Ascomycota; Eurotiomycetes; Onygenales; Onygenaceae
Exons: 4
Coding region: 1-1743 (580 amino acids)
Biological process (GO): phenol-containing compound metabolic process
Molecular function (GO): arylsulfatase activity; glycosaminoglycan binding; N-acetylglucosamine-6-sulfatase activity
Source: RefSeq, a predicted model, not a curated record